GGGCGGUGCUGCGCGGCGUCACGCGGCGGGGGGGGGGGGAGCGGGCAGGUGACACCGCGGCGGCCUCCUCCCCUUUUACAGCUCAGUCGGCGGCAGGGGCAGCAGGGGCCGCUGUGAGGAGCUCUGCGCUCGCGCCGCCGCCCGCUGCCGCCGCCCGCCACCGCCCUCUGCUCCCGCGUGUCGGCAGCUUCGGCUCCUCUCGUCGCGGAACCCAUUGUAAGAGCCAGUAAAUCCUGUGGAAAAUGGCCUUCAGUGAUCUUACAUCAAGGACCGUGCGUCUGUAUGAUAGUUGGCUCAAAGAUGCUGAUCCAAGAGUCGAAGACUGGUUCCUCAUGUCCUCACCUCUGCCACAAACCAUCGUCCUGGGACUCUAUGUCUAUUUUGUCACUUCUCUAGGACCAAAGCUCAUGGAGAAUCGAAAGCCCUUUGAACUCAAGAAAGUGAUGAUAACAUACAAUUUUUCCAUAGUUCUCUUUUCUGUGUAUAUGUGUUAUGAGUUUGUGAUGUCUGGCUGGGGUACAGGUUAUUCACUUCAGUGCGAAGUUGUUGACUACUCCCAGUCACCUUCAGCAUUGAGGAUGGCACGCACCUGCUGGCUUUAUUACUUCUCUAAAUUUAUUGAGCUGUUAGAUACUAUCUUUUUUGUUCUGCGUAAGAAAAAUAGCCAAGUGACUUUCCUGCAUGUCUUCCAUCAUACCAUCAUGCCAUGGACCUGGUGGUUUGGAGUCAAAUUUGCCGCAGGUGGUUUGGGAACGUUCCAUGCCUUUCUAAAUACAGCCGUACAUGUAGUCAUGUAUUCCUACUAUGGGCUCUCUGCACUGGGACCAGCCUUCCAGAAGUAUCUAUGGUGGAAAAAAUAUUUGACAUCAUUACAGCUUGUCCAAUUCAUUAUUAUCACCAUCCACAUAGGCCAGUUCUUUUUCAUGGAAGAUUGCAAGUACCAGUUUCCAGUCUUUCUGUACAUCAUCAUGAGUUAUGGGUGCAUCUUUCUGCUGCUCUUUCUCCAUUUUUGGUACCGUGCUUACACCAAAGGCCAGAGGCUGCCCAAAACUGUGAAAAAUGGAAUCUGCAAAAGCAAAGAUCACUGAAAUGCAAGCACGACAUGAAUCUAUGAAUGAGACUGGUACCUUACUAUCCUUGACAAUCAAGAGCUUUAUCCAUGUGAAGUGCAUUUUGUAUAUUUUUCAAAACCAAGAGCUUGUAUUUUUAUGAUAAGUUAUUGGGGUUUCUGAUAUUUGAGAGCCCAAGGUCCCAGAUAACAGAGUCUAAUUAGAGCCUAAAGCAGGUAGUUUUUCAGCUGCUUUUAAACCUAAUCUAAAUGUUUUAUUUAAUGCAUUUUGUUAUGGUGAAAGGAGGAUAUGAAACAGUAUAGUACUUUUCAAAGAAGUCCAGUAUAGAUGAAAAUAUCAUCAGAUAUUUUGAUUGUGGACAGAGAUCCAUGCCCUACUAUAGAUUUCUUCUGCCAGUUCUAAAAACCUCUAACUGGGAGUGUUGGCUGUUGAUUAUAUUCAGAAGACACUGUAUUUACUCUAAAGUUAAAUUCCUAUCCUAAAGAGCUAACACUGAUGAAUAUUAAGUGAAUUUUUGGUAAGUUGUCAUUUAACAUCGCUAACAGUAAUUUUUAAUGGAUCUUUUGUGUAGCCACCACCAGUUUCACUGAUAAGACUUCCCUACAACACUUUUGUCGUAUAUACUGUUUAAAAGUAACAAUUCUUUCGGUUAGUACCUUGAUGCACUUAACACUAAAGUUAAGUUAAUAUUUUGAAAACAAGAGGAUUUGUUCUGUAGCUUAAGGAGCACUGUGCUAUUACUAUUUUGCAGUUAACUUUGUGUAUUUCUGGAAAGAGGUGAAAUUUGUCAAUGGAAUAAGUACUCUGUAGUUCAGUGGGGAAAAUCUGUUGUUGUAUUAUAAUGUCACUUUCUCAUAUUGUUACGGCUUAAAGGAUUAUCUUGUUAAUAUGUAUUGGUUACAUAUGUAAACAUUCAAAUCCUUAGCACAAUGCAGGUACCCUUAAAUCAUAAAUAAUUUCAGACCUCCCACUAUACACAGUUUCCAGAGAUGAGUUGUUUGUGAAGCAACUGGAGGAAAAUGGUUGCACAGAAAUUCUCUAGGGAUUAUCUAUGAUUAUGGUAAGGGCCUCAAUAAAGACAGAAAGAGAGAGCCUGUUUAAUAGUUGGUAUAGAUACACUGCAUAGAAAAAUGUUUCCCAGAGUUAUGAAUUAAUCAAUAGCCUGGAUUUCUUUUUUCAAACCUAUAAAUUAUAUAAUGAAGACUUGAAAUUCAUUUUGCCUACUUUUGUUUUUUCACAAUUACUGCUUUCUAAAAUUCUCUUGUUUUCCUAUUUUCUUGUUGGCAAACUGAAACUACUGGUCAAUAGACUUUUGUGUCAGAAACAAUGAUAUUUGGACAUUUCUGAAUUUUUCCCUAUUGGUUUUUCCUUCUUGUUAUAUUUAUACUUGAUUUUGAAGGACUGCUUAUGCCUAUAUGACUUUAAACAAUUAAUACUUAUGGGUCUCAGUUAUGUAACACACAGUGAUAGCAUUGUCCAUCAGAGCCUGAGUUUUUCCUCACUGUGAAUUCUUAUAGUUCGAUGUGUCACGCCAGGUAUUUAAUCUAUACCAUGGCCUUCUCUCUCACACUUACCAGAUUUAUAAGGUUAUUUGCUUUUAAGUGACCUUUACUGAUUUCACUUGCUUACAAUAUGAGAAGAUAAGAGUUGAUAAAUGGGGGAAAUAUUUAUUUUCCUCAAAAACAAAACCAAACAAACAAAAA
This is a messenger RNA of Lutra lutra (Eurasian river otter), 2773 nucleotides long. RefSeq names its product ELOVL fatty acid elongase 7 (gene ELOVL7). The transcript has 8 exons. The record is from RefSeq and is a predicted model, not a curated record. Lineage: Eukaryota; Metazoa; Chordata; Mammalia; Carnivora; Mustelidae. Gene Ontology annotation, molecular function: fatty acid elongase activity. Gene Ontology annotation, cellular component: endoplasmic reticulum; endoplasmic reticulum membrane. Gene Ontology annotation, biological process: very long-chain fatty acid biosynthetic process; fatty acid elongation, saturated fatty acid; fatty acid elongation, polyunsaturated fatty acid. Bases 243 to 1088 code for a protein of 281 amino acids.